AUCAAGAUCAAGAUCGUGAAGCCAAGCAGUCAACGCUCUAAACUCUGAAUUGAAGUAGAGAAGCGGUUUAGAAAGCGGUUUGUUUAACACUAUCGAGAUUUGACAGACGGUGACGGUGACAAGAUACGACCAUGGUGAGAUGCGGUGACAAUCCUGACCAUUGAAAUGUGUUUGUGAAAGUCAACCAUUUGAAAAAAUAAAAGAAAAAGAUUGGGACGCUACCGCCUGCACACAUUCUCCCACCACUAAAACUUUAACUUGGAACAAUGCUGGAAUAUGAGAACCAGAUGUUGCUGGACCUGCUUCAUGAAGAUGGCCUCUUAGUGACAGCUAAAGGAUUAGGAAUUGAAAGGAUUUUAGUGAGUUUGAUAACCACUUUUAAUGAUGCGGGCAACUUGGUUCUGGUGAUGGGAACAACACCACGUGAGGAAGAGUAUCUGCUGGCACAACUGGAAAGUCACCAUCUCACUCCUCCACCAUGCUGCAUUACUGCUGACUAUCCAACUAGUGAGAGGACACAAGUGUACUAUAAUGGAGGUGUCUUAUUCGUGACCACACGGAUCCUUGUGAUGGACUUGUUGAUGGAGCGCAUCCCAGUUGAAAUGAUUUCAGGAAUAAUUGUUUGGAAGGCCCACAGAAUCCUUGAAUCAUGUCAAGAAGCCUUUGCACUGAGACUGUAUCGGCAAAAGAAUAAGACUGGGUUUGUGAAAGCACUAAGCAGCAGCCCUCUGUCCUUCACAGCAGGAUUCUGCCAUGUGGAAAGAAUUAUGCGUAAUCUCUUUGUCAAAAAGCUCUACUUGUGGCCACGAUUUCAUGUUGAUGUAAAUACCUGUUUGGAGAAGUUUCAUCCUGAAGUUGUGGAACUCCAUCUUUCAAUGACUCCUGCAAUGAAAGAAAUUCAAAUGUCUCUGCUUGACCUUAUCACAGCCACUGUACAGGAACUUCGACGAUCAAACAGCACUAUUGAUACAGAAGAAUUCACACCAGAAAAUGCAAUAUCUAAAUCAUUUGAUAAAAUUUUGAAAAUUCAACUAGACCCCAUUUGGCAUCAGUUAUCUCCAAGAACAAGGACACUUGUAGCUGAUUUGAAAGUAUUGAAAACAGUGUUAGGAUAUUUGACACAAUAUGAUUGUGUGACUUUCUACAAUCUUGUUAAUUCCCUGAGAACAACAGAAGAGGCCUUGAAGAGCUCUGGAUGGAUGCUUCUGAGCUCUGCAGACUCUCUUUUCCUGAAUUCAAAACAUAGAGUGUUUGGAACAGUGAACAACCCAAAAGUUAAAAAUACAAAAGAAGCCCUUGGUGCAUGCAGUACAUCAAAAGACCUGAAUGGACUUUGCUUGGAAGUUAAUCCUAAGUGGGUUGCAUUGUCAGAAAUCCUUGAUGAAAUUCAGAAGGAAGUCAAUGAGUCCAAGCAUUUUGAAAAAUGCCUUGUAGUGACCCAGGAUGAUCGCACCUCUCAGCAGCUGAGAGAGUACUUGGUGCAUGGUUCUCAAGUGGUUCUUCAGCGAAUUUUCUACAAAACUGUUGGUCAAAAAUUGGGUUUCUGUCCUCCUGACAACAUUGCAAAUGACACUGUAAAAAAGAACAUUGCUGGCAGAAAGCAGAAAUAUCAAAAGAGAGAUAUGAAGAAAACUGAUCACCCUCAACGUCAACAAAAAGUUCAAUCUCAAGAUGGAGGAAAAAAGAUAAAGAAACAGAAGCUAACUGAAUCUGAAAUGAAUAAGGAAGAGAUGACACUCACACAACUAACAAAGCAGUAUAAUUUUGUUUCACAUAGUGACAGCGAUGACCUUGCUUCAGAUAAGGAAGAUGAUGAAGAAGGAAGACUCCCAGAAAGACGAUUUUUGUCCCCAUUGACACUAGUACAAUCUGUCAAGACAAACAAUGACCCCUUCAAGAUGACUCGACUUUUAGAAGAAGUGCAACCCAAGUAUAUCAUCAUGUAUGACUCAGAUUUGAGUUUCAUUCGACAGUUGGAGGUAUGGCAAGCACGUCACGUGGAGCGUGUGCGGGUAUAUCUCCUCCUCUAUAAGGGUACUACGGAGGAGCAGAUAUACCUCACCAACGUCAAGAGAGAGAAAGAUGCUUUUGAGUAUCUUAUUAAGGAGAAAGUGUCAAUGGUUAUUCCUGAAUACAAUGAUGGAAAGACUGGGGAUCAUCCAGACCUUAUCCGUGACUCUCGAAAGGCCACUGAAAUUCUAGCUGAUGAGAAAACAGACACAAGAAAAGGAGGGCAAACUGAGGCUGAAUCAAAACCACAACAGAGAAUCAUUGUUGAUAUGAGAGAGUUUAGAAGUGAACUUCCUUCUUUAAUUCACAAAAGGGGAAUAGAUAUUGAUCCUGUAACCAUUGAGGUAGGAGACUAUAUCUUAUCUCCAGAGAUUUGUGUUGAGAGAAAGAGCCUGAGUGACCUAAUUGGUUCCUUGAAUUCUGGGCGCCUCUACAAUCAGUCUCAGGCCAUGACCCGCUACUACAAGCGUCCUGUCUUGCUUAUUGAAUUUGAUCAAAAUAAGCCAUUUUACUUGCAGGGAAGAUACUUUCUUUCAAGUGAUGGCUCCUCCUCAUCAAAGGAUAUUGCUGCCAAGCUACAACUGCUAACAAUCCACUUUCCUCACUUGAAGCUGUUAUGGUGCCCAUCACCUUAUGCCAGCGCAGAAAUUUUUCAAAUGUUGAAGGCUGACAGAGAAGAACCAGCAGUAUCACAGGCUGAAGCUGUCACAGCUGAGACCAACCCAGAUGUCAUCUCUGAGCGAUAUAAUCCACAAGUAAAGGAUUUUGUCUCAAAGCUUCCAGGGAUCAACACUAAGAACAUGUACUCACUUCUGAACAAGAUUGUAAGUUUAUCAGAAUUACUGAUCCUCUCCAAAGAGCAACUGACUGAAGUGUUGGGUAGCAGCACCAAUGCCGAAACACUACACAACAGCAUUCAUCAGUGCAUAAAACCUCCAGACCAACUCCAAGACACUAAAAGAGGAGGAAAGUUCACUAAGAAGGGGAGAAGAAGAUUUCAGACAAGGCUUACUUGAUGAACUAUUGUAACUCUUAUUUAUGAAAUUAUUAUACUUUCUUCAAAAGUGCAUGCAGAUUGAAAUUAAUUCAGAUCAGAUUAUUGCAAUUGAAAAACAAUAUGUUUGUGUAAUUUUGAUAAGUGUGUCCUUAAUUUUAUUCCUUAUUCACAAAAACAAUGUUCUUUUCAAUAAAAGUAUCACUUUAUUUUUGUGUGUAAAAAGAAUUCUGAAGGUAAAAUAUGCAAAAAAAGAAAAAUAAUAAUAGUUUAUCUCUUCUAAGAUGGUAGAGAUUGGAAGUAUGUACUGUUAUAACCACAGGCUACCCCUCUGAAGUAGCUGCCUUAGCUUGGACUAGCAUCCCUGAGACUGGUACAUCAAUGUAUCAUUGCACAAACUAGGGACCACUACCUACAACUCUCAUUUGAUACAUUCAUGCCUUGUUUAAUGAAGAAUAUAUUUUGGUAAAUUA
Molecule: messenger RNA, 3477 nt
Organism: Portunus trituberculatus (swimming crab)
Lineage: Eukaryota; Metazoa; Arthropoda; Malacostraca; Decapoda; Portunidae
Gene: mei-9
Product: DNA repair endonuclease XPF-like
Exons: 18
Coding region: 267-3026 (919 amino acids)
Biological process (GO): nucleotide-excision repair involved in interstrand cross-link repair; resolution of meiotic recombination intermediates; double-strand break repair via homologous recombination
Cellular component (GO): nucleotide-excision repair factor 1 complex
Molecular function (GO): damaged DNA binding; single-stranded DNA binding; single-stranded DNA endonuclease activity
Source: RefSeq, a predicted model, not a curated record